Acanthocheilonema viteae is the source of this 927-nucleotide messenger RNA. The record is from the annotation of a GenBank genome assembly. Lineage: Eukaryota; Metazoa; Nematoda; Chromadorea; Rhabditida; Onchocercidae.
AUGGUUUCCAUUUAUGCUAUUUUUGGUGCCAUCAUAUUAUCUCAUUUGGAAACUCAAGAGGUCGAUCAGUGGUCAAAUUUUAUAUCACAGAAUGAUGCUAUUCAAAUUUUCACUCAAUCGACAUUAUUUCCGCCUGUUUAUGCAAAUCGUUGGAAUCGAUCUCAGAAUAAUAUUCGUCAGUGUAUAACCGAUAUUAUCAGGGAUUUAUUAAAGAAAAGUGAUUGCUCUAAUAUUGUAUUCGAUCAUUUGUCACUUCGCUACUUCAAACGUUGUUAUUAUUACAAUUUAUUUUCAUUUUCAAAUAUGACUGAUAAUGAAAAACGAAAUAAUAGCAAUAAUCACUUACCAACGUACAUUCAACCAUCUAAUUUGCAUGAUAGUGAAAUGAUAAAUGAUUUAUCUGCUGAAGGAUGGCCAUUUAUUGAUUCUUUAUUAUUUGUAUUUUCACUUAUCACAACAAUCGGUUAUGGUAAUAUUACACCGAAAACUUUUGCUGGACAAAUAUUCUGUAUAUUCUUUUCUGCAUUUGGCGUACCGUUAACAUUACUUACUAUUGCGGAUCUUGGCAAAUUCAUUUCUGAAAUUAUUUUCGCCUGCAAUGAUCGCUUUAGUGUUCAAUUAAAACGAUUUUGGCGACGAAAUUCUCUACGAAAACGCUUUAAGACAAUAAUAUCCAAUCACAGAUCAAAUAAAUUUAUCAAUAAUAAUUUUAACGAUAAACUGUUGCAUGAUGAAAAUGAUAACAAUGAAUCAAAUGGGCAAAAUAACAGUGAUAAUCAGGUUAAUGAAACAGAUGGAAGCACAGAAACGAGUGAUAAUAAUGAACAAUCAAAUCGAACAUUGGUUCUUUUCGUACUGUUUAUCAUUUAUGUUAUCACUGGCUCACUGUUACUUAGCAGCUACGAGCCUGAAAUGCCAUUUUUUACU